Molecule: messenger RNA, 1679 nt
Organism: Caretta caretta (loggerhead turtle)
Lineage: Eukaryota; Metazoa; Chordata; Testudines; Cheloniidae
Gene: IQCK
Product: IQ motif containing K
Molecular function (GO): protein binding
Source: RefSeq, a predicted model, not a curated record
UCCUCUGGGUAAUCUCCGCCGGCUGCUUGGGGGUUGCUUGGUAACCGCGCUCCUCCAUGGCUGUAGCUCAGGGACCGAAGACGCUCUGGGAGCAAAUCUGUGCUGAUUAUGAAGCAGAGCAGCCUCCAUUUCCGUAUAGUCCUGAAUCAAAACAAGAUUCUGUUUCUUUGGAUACAGGAAUUUUGCAGCCUUUACAUACAAAGCAAUUAUACUCAGCUUUUACUGAAUGUUCCGGUGCCCAAAAAAUACCUUCCUUACCCACGCAUGCACCACUUCCAGCAGCACCUAAUCCAAAAACAUGUUCUCCUCGAGAAUACUUGGAAUAUUACAUAUUUCCAGUACUUUUGCCGGGAAUGGCUGAACUUCUGCAUCAAGCAAAGAAGGAAAAGUGUUUUGAGAGAAAAAGGACCAAAUUUAUCUCCUGUGAUUUUCUGACUGAGUGGUUAUACAACCAGAAUCCAAAGAGGAAAGAUGAGCCAUUCACAGAAUUCUUCUCCAUCCCUUUUGUGAAGGACUGGCUAAAGGACCAUCCUAGACCACCAAUUCCACUGUCUCUCCUAUUAUCGGAAGAAGAAGCAUGCAAAAUAAUUCAAUCAUUCUGGAGAGGUUAUCGGGUCCGCUGUGACACUGAGGUACAAGAACUGCGGCAAUGGCAAAAGCAAUUGAGAGAGGACAAGAACAUUAUUAAAAGAGUGCAAGAGUUCUGGACUAAACAGGAAACCAAAGUGGGAAGCAAAUUAGACUCAGAAGAACCAAUACCAAAUCGUUCUGGAGUUUCGAUUUUGUUUGUUUCAUCAACACCACAAAAUACAGAGCUCAUGGACUGAGUUUCUUGUAUGGUUAUCUGAUUUGGAAAUUCUCCUAGAGUUACAUGCUUGCUUUAAUAUGUGAAGUGUUGUACAUCAAGAAGGGCCACAUAAGGACCUGGUUCUGUAGUCAUUCAGCACAUCAGGGACAAAAAUACAGCCCUGGCAUAAGUGAACACUAUGAAGUCAGUGGAACUGUGCCCCCUUAAAACAAGAGCUGAGUUUGGCCAAAGGCUUCAUGCCCAGUCCUAAACACUCAGGCAAAAGUUUCCAGCUAGAUAGAAAACUCCCACUGAAAUAAAUGGCAGUUCUGCCCAUACAAGAUCUGGGUGUAAAAUGAAAGGGCAGAUUCUCAGCUGCUGUAAAUGGGUAUAGCUCCCUUGGCUUCAGUGGAGCUAUAAUAAUUUACACCAGCUAAGAAUCUACCCCAAGGGCCCAAACUGUCAGAUAUGCUGUGCAUCCACAACUCCAGCGGAAGUCAGCAAGAGCUAGGGUUGCUCAGCCCUAAAAACAGUCUGAUGGCCUCGUGUUGUCAUUUGUCUGUGCCAAGAGAGUAUGACAAUACAUGAUUAGAGCAAAAUGGUAGCAGUUUAGACCCAUUUUUGCAUAGGUAUAGGUAACUACAGAAGGUGCAAGGCAAUGGGCAUGCAGGCCCUGAGUAAGGGCCUCACAGUUUGCCCCACUAUCCAUUUCGUUUCCCUGGUGGAUAUGUCAUCGGUGGGCCUUUUGCACCUGAUUAAAUGUCACAUAUAGAAAAGCAAUGCACAGAGUUGACAAAUUUAAGUCUGACAAAAAUCUCAUUGACUUAAAUGGUGCCAGAUAAGAUGUAUAGUCAAAACUAAUACUGGUACCAUUUCACCUAAUGUCACCAAC